AUGAAGUGUUUCUCAACCAUACUCGAAGCCCUAAACCACCAUGCCUUGGCGACACCCAACAGGGUUGUCUUUACCUGGGUCAACAUCAAGUGUGAGGAACAAAACAAGAUGACAUUCAAGCAGCUCGAGGAUCAAUCCAAUGCUGUGGCUGCUCGUCUCCUAAAGCUUGGAUGCCAAAAGGGUGACCGAGUCAUGGUGGUGUAUCCAUUCGGUCUGGAGUUUUUGGCUGGUAUGUUUGGUGCCAUGAAAAUUGGAGUCAUCCCCUGCUCCAUUUAUCCACCCAAUCCAAACAAGCUCAAGACUGACAUGCCAAAGUUCCGCAGAUUUUCUGAGGAUGCCGGAGCCAAAUUUGCCAUGUCUACCAGCGUGUUUGCUGCUGGCAUGACUGCCGCUGGUGUCCUCUACAAGACAGGGGUCAAAUGGAUCGGGACCGACAAGCUAACAAUCAAGCAACAAAACCCCAACACACCCCAACAUUACGAGACCUACAAUGGGGAGCCUGAGGAUGUCUGUUUCAUCCAGUACACCUCCGGAAGCACCGGUCGCCCCAAAGGAGUCAUGGUCCGCCACCAAAACCUAGCAGAAAAUUGCAGAACCAUUGGCACUUCCACCCAGAUGACUUCUACUUCGGUGACUGUAUCAUGGGUACCUCAAUACCAUGAUAUGGGACUUGUGGGUGGUUUCAUGUCCUGCCUGUAUUCUUGUGUCCCCCUUGUAAUGACGUCACCUCUGGACUUCCUAUCGAAACCAAUUCUUUGGUCUGAUAUGAUUGAGAUAUAUCAGGCAACCCAUACCUGUGCCCCUAACUUUGCCUACGCCUUGCUCCUAAAGCGAUUAAAGAAUGCCAACCGGAAAGCUGACUGGAGUUGCUUGGAGUUUGCUGGGUUUAGUGCUGAACCUACCCAGCAAAGUGUUGUGGAGGAUGUGGUAAAGACUCUAUCAGUUAGGCCAGGAAAUGUUCACAACCUCUAUGGCCUUGCAGAGUCAGUUGUGUGGCUUACAGGUGGACCUGCUAUCCCAGACUCAGAAGGUCUUGUCUGCUGUGGAGAAGUAGACUCCCCAACCCUCAAGCUCCGAAUUGUCCAGGAUGGAAAAGAGGUUGAGGAUGGACAGGUUGGGAGUAUCUGGGCUCAAUCACCACGUGUGGCUGCCGGGUACUAUGGCCAACCUGAGCUUACAACCUCCACCUUUGCCAAUGCUUUGCCCAAUUAUGAUGGAAGCUGGCUUGACACUGGUGAUUUGGGAAAGGUUGUUGAUGGACAGCUUUACGUUACUGGAAGAGUCAAGGAUAUUAUCAUUAUUAAUGGCAGGAACUACUACCCAACAGAUGUGGAAUCAUCUAUUGAUGGUGUCUUUGGUGAUGUUGUCCGCCCAGGCAGGACCGCUGCCUUCCAGCAUGGGGAAGACAGUGUUGGAGUCACAGUGGAGGGCCGGAAGGAAUUUGUCAAGUCAGCAAAUGAAGAUUUGGCUGUGCAGAUAUCCAAUCAUGUAUCUCAAAUGCAUGGGCUUCUUGUCUCUGAUGUUGUUGUUCUGAAGUUGGGAGUAACACCCAAGACCACCUCUGGCAAGCUGAAGAGGAAUGAGAUCAAGCAGACAACAGUUAACGGUGAUUGGAAGGCAUCUGAUGUGCUCCAUAGAUUCCAACUUGAGCACAACAUUUCAUUGCAGGGGGGUACAAGCAGUGAUUUCCAUUUGUCAGAAGGGAGUCAAGAUGAAAUCGUGAGAAGAUCAACGACACUACCAUUUGGAGGGAGUGUGCCCAAACUCCAGCUUCAUGAAAAUGACUUUAGCGAACCUGCAAACUCUGAUAUCAAGGCUUCUAUAUCUGGUGCUGGAGCUACAGACCAAGAUGACUUUUCCAUCAGAUAUGCCAAUGUAAUCAUGUCUGUCUUUGGAUCACAUAUUGACACAUCCAAGUCUUGGGCUGAGAAUGGACUCACAUCCCUCAGGAGUGCUGAGCUUAGGAUCAAAGUGGAAGAGGAGCUGCAUGUGGUACUCCCUGCUAACUUUGAGCAAUUUUACCCAACCCCCAAGGUGCUAUCAGUCCACCUGUCAGCAUCAGAGGGCAAGAGAUUUCCCAAGCAAAAUGCUGACUACAGCCCAACUCCUGGAUUCAUUGGUAUAUCAUCAAGAUCCAGAAUAAGCAAGCUCCAGAUGGGUGUGCUCCAAACUCUUGGUUCAAGUGUGAUUCUUCUAUUGGUUUUUGUGUCAGUUGUUCCAUCCUAUUCCCUUGUGUCCUGGGUUCUGGAAAAGUGCUCUUCAACCCAGGGUGGGGAGAAUCACUGCCCAGUCUUCUGGAUUUGUUUGCCCCUAUCCUUCCCUCUGUACUUUCUCUCUCUUUCAGUAGCUGUCAUUCUCUGCAAGAUUGCUGUUGUUGGGAGGUACAGACACCAACAAUUUGAUCUCUUGUCAUGCAACUACAUCCAGUGGUGGUUAAUGGACAGGCUCAUGGAUGUUUGGGAGUCACUGGUUGGGCACUUCUUUGUUAACACAAGGUUCAUUUGGAUCUUCUACUGGCUGCUUGGUGCUGACCUGGCUUGGACUGCCAAGAUUGAAUCCUACAUCCGAGAAUUUGAUCUCAUCAAUGUUGGCAGUAAUGCUACUAUUGGUCACUCUCUCAAGUGCCGGAAGUUCUCUUACUCAGGUACUGCAGGAGGAAGCCCUAAGAUGACUUUCCGUCCAAUUGCUGUUGGAGCGAAUUGCACAAUCUCUGGCAUGAUCUGUCCUGGGGCAAAGAUUGGAGAUGGCAGCAAGGUGGAGACACUGUCUGUUGUUGAAGAGGGAGCCAUUGUUCCUGAGGGCGUCCUUGCCCAAGGAAAACCAGCCUAUAAUGCUGGCUCAUUCAGGCAUACAGAAUCAAUUGAUGUGGAGGAGUCGAUGCUGGAUGUCUUCAAGAUGCUUUGGGCAAUAUUUGAGGCAUACCAUCUUUUCACACUUGCCUUUGUUGGUAGCAAUGUGCUGCAUGAAAUCUUGCCUUCAUGGCGGUAUGGAGGUAUUCUUCAUUGGAUCCUGCUGUUGCCAUUUACUUCCAUCCUGGCACUUUGCUCCAGCAUUGCCCUCAAGUGGCUUCUGAUUGGAAAACGGGACCCAUCAGAUGAGUACGAGGGUUCACUCUACAACCAGGCAACUAACUGGGCAUGUGACUUCCACUUCCAUGCAGCUGGUUUUGCUCUUGCUCCUUUCUGCGGUGCAUCCAAAAUCUGGAACAUAAUCUUCUUCCUCCAUGGCCUUGACAUUGACUUGGAGUCACGCAUAAAUGGUCUCUAUGCACAUUUCCAACCCUCAAAGGUUGAUUUUGUGAAGAUCCAGAAGUCUUUUGCCUCGGCCAUCUCGCUAGACUUGAGCAAGCAAGGAGGCGGCAAAAUUGAGAUCAUCAACAGCAGUGUUGGCUACAAUGCCAAUCUUCAUUCCGGUAUCAAAAUUAUGCAAUCUACAAUUCCUCCAAGGUCAGAUGUGUCUGAAAGUGUUUAUGACUUGAACCAACAAUCAAGCCAUGGUUUGUCCAAGCCCAGUCUUAUUGUCACACUACAUGCAGAGCUGCUACAGGUUUUGCUGAAUGUGAUUCUUUUUGCCUCCAUUAUACCAUCCUACGAGAUUGGUCUUGUUGCUACAACAAGUUCAUCAUCUGGCAUUGCUGCACUUGGGUUGGGCACAGCUUUUGUGCUCCAAUGGUUUGUUUGGAUACAGUUGACAAGAGCUGUUGAGGGCAUACUCUUCAAGUUGCCAAACCAUAUUCAGCUCAGUUGUUUUGGAGUUUACAUUAAUGCUGUAUGGGUCUUUCGUGUUGGCAAUUUGCUGGAGAAGCUCCUGUAUGGAACUCCAAUGUUUGGCCACUAUGCAAAGUUAAUGGGUGCUGAAGUCACCGGGGACCUCUGGUACUUUGGUGAUGAACUAUAUGAGUAUGGUAAACUACACUUCAAAGGAGAUGUACUUGUGGACUGUUCCCAUUUGAGUGGACACUAUGUUGAUGGAAAGGGGCUGACCUUGGAAGACACUCAUGUCUCUGGCGUUCUUCACCCUGGAUGCUAUGCUUCUGCUGGAUCAUUGGUAUCUGCUGCCGAACACGGUCCAUGGAAAGUGUUUUUAAGAAGUGAUAUGUGUGUCCAGGAUUCAUCGAAGCUGCCAAGUGAUUCAACCUCCAACAAUGUUUGA
Seminavis robusta is the source of this 4152-nucleotide messenger RNA. NCBI's taxonomy places the organism in Eukaryota, Bacillariophyta, Bacillariophyceae, Naviculales, Naviculaceae. The record is from the annotation of a GenBank genome assembly.